Messenger RNA from Triticum dicoccoides, 1005 nucleotides. RefSeq names its product NADH-ubiquinone oxidoreductase chain 3. The coding region runs from base 196 to 552 and encodes 118 amino acids. NCBI's taxonomy places the organism in Eukaryota, Viridiplantae, Streptophyta, Magnoliopsida, Poales, Poaceae. The transcript has a single exon. The record is from RefSeq and is a predicted model, not a curated record. Gene Ontology annotation, molecular function: NADH dehydrogenase (ubiquinone) activity. Gene Ontology annotation, cellular component: NADH dehydrogenase complex.
GUUGCGCGUUAGCGCAUCCGUUUUCUUGCUGGACUGCAAAUCCUUUUUUUCUUGUUUCAGUGGGAAGAGCAAGGGGCAUUGCCCUGGAAAUCCUUCAGUGGUUCGAAUCCACAUCUGAGCGUCUUUUUUUCGGUAUGCCGCUCCGCGAGCAAGGAGCGCCGCGAGGAGAGCGAGAGAACGAAGUGGGCUUUGGUGAUGUCGGAAUUUGCACCUAUUUGUAUCUAUUUAGUGAUCAGUCCGCUAGUUUCUUUGAUUCCACUCGGUGUUCCUUUUCCAUUUGCUUCCAAUAGUUCGACCUAUCCAGAAAAAUUGUCGGCCUAUGAAUGUGGUUCCGAUCCCUCCGGUGAUGCCAGAAGUCGUUUCGAUAUACGAUUUUAUCUGGUUCCUAUUUUAUUUAUUAUCCCUGAUCCGGAAGUCACCUUUUCUUUUCCUUGGGCAGUACCUCCUAACAAGAUUGAUCUGUUUGGAUCUUGGUCCAUGAUGGCCUUUUUAUUGAUUUUGACGAUUGGAUCUCUCUAUGAAUGGAAAAGGGGUGCUUCGGAUCGGGAGUAACCACUUUAGAAAGGGCAAAGGGGGGAAGGACAUAGGAAAGAGGGAUGCCUACAAAAAAUCAAUUGAUUCGUCAUGGUAGAGAAGAAAAACGGCGCACGGACCGUACUCGAGCUUCGGAUCAAUGUCCCCAGAAGCAAGGAGUAUGCCUGCGUGUUUCGACGAGAACACCGAAAAAACCUAAUUCAGCUCUACGUAAGAUAGCAAAAGUACGGUUGAGCAAUCGACAUGAUAUAUUUGCUCACAUUCCAGGCGAAGGUCAUAAUUCGCAGGAACAUUCUAUAGUCUUAGUCAGAGGAGGUAGAGUGAAAGAUUCGCCAGGUGUGAAAUCCCAUCGUAUUUGAGGAGUCAAGGAUUUGCUGGGAAUUCCGGAUCGUAGAAAGGGAAGAUCUAAAUAUGGUGCAGAAAGACCUAAAUCGAAAUGAAUGGAAGAUGCCUCUGGAACUUUUGGGUUCU